Molecule: messenger RNA, 4253 nt
Organism: Epinephelus lanceolatus (giant grouper)
Lineage: Eukaryota; Metazoa; Chordata; Actinopteri; Perciformes; Serranidae
Gene: ttll11
Product: tubulin tyrosine ligase-like family, member 11
Biological process (GO): protein polyglutamylation; microtubule cytoskeleton organization
Cellular component (GO): ciliary basal body
Molecular function (GO): tubulin-glutamic acid ligase activity; tubulin binding
Source: RefSeq, a predicted model, not a curated record
UCUGCUGCUGCCGAGACACUGCUGUGUAACAACACACAGAGCACAGAGGACCGUCGGCAUCACCACAACACCGUCCACCGUUCGAAAAGUAGAUAACGGUACCCGUAAGGUAAAGUCUGCCAUAAGUUAGCGUGAAAGCGUAGUUUUGCCAACGGCAAGGACCCAUAUGUUAGCUAAAUGAAGUUUGACAGGCUAGCGUCAGGGUUAGCUAUCUUCAAGGAGCUAGCUCCAAUGCUGGCUACAAGUGCUGCCACUAGCAGCUCGGUUAUGUCAGCGGCAGCUUGUGGGAGCCGCUAGCCUUUUGAAGUUGAAUGACUGUGACCAUCUGGCAAAAGGCGUUAGCUAGCGUUACUUGUUUAGCCUGCGCUGUCAGCCGGUAUCUAGCUGGAUAACGUUAAAGGCUGUGAGUAUAUCUCCGCUGUCUGCUCACUCACUCUGUUUGGGAAACGACCUGACAGAAGCAAAUGGCUUUUACUAUUUAAUUAGCCAUUUAAGCUAGCAAUGCGUACUACAUUAUAUCAGAAUAACGUUAGCUUGCCACCGGCGUCGGAUUAUUGCACUCUGUGGUACAAGUGUGCCCUGCCCAGCAGCGUCACUCAUAGCAUUUCGCAUAAUGAGUGAUCAUUAUGCUAAAGUCAAGAUUCAACUCGAGCAAAUGAAAUCAUUAGGCGAGGAUGCCAAAAAGGAGGGUGUGGACACAGAGGAGCAGGUGCCAGUGUGUUCUCCCCCUGCUUCUGUCUCACCAGACCCUCCCAGCAUCACCAUAGCAGGCAGGGAUGCCUCUAACACCACCAUCACUUGUAAACAUAGGGGCAAGAGUCGAAGUAAGCUGGGAAAAGAUGACAAGAACUCUUGUGGCAAGCACACCACAGAUGUGCCAGUAGUGUCUGCUCAAAUUGGGAAAAAUUUAAAUAGACUAGGACAUGAGCGGAUACUUCACAUUAAAGGAACUGGAAAGAUAUUGCAGGGCAAGUCAGAGACUAAUGGGAAUUAUGUAACCAUCCAUCCAUCCAAAAACAUUCAAGAAACACGCCGUGAGGAUGGAUUCAAAGUUGCAAGGAAGAGAAGACCAGUGACGGUGGAUACCUCGAAAGCCAAAACCUCAUUGGAGGCACUGAAGAUAAGCAUCAAGCAGCUGAAGUGGAAAGAGUUUCCUCUGGGAAGACGAGCAGCGUGUGAUAUCUACUGGCAUGGCGUCUCCUUCCAUGAUAAUGAAAAUAUCAUCUCAGGGCAGGUGAACAAGUUCCCAGGAAUGAUUGAAAUGCUGAGGAAGAUCAACCUGAGUCGGGCAGUGCGGACUAUGCAGGAGUUGUUUCCAGAAGAGUAUGACUUCUAUCCCCGUUCCUGGAUCCUGCCUGAGGAGUGCCAGCAGUUUUCCACACAGAUUCGCAUGGUGAAGGAGAACGAUGCCACAGUGAAUCCCACCUUCAUUGUCAAGCCAGAUGGAGGCUCUCAGGGGGACGGCAUCUACCUCAUUCGUGACCCUAGUGACCUAAAGCUCAUGGUGGGGUCACAGGCCAAACAGGCUGUUGUCCAGGAGUACAUCCAAAAGCCGUUACUCAUCGACAAGCUAAAGUUUGAUAUCCGCCUCUACGUGCUGCUGAAGUCCCUGGAGCCAUUGGAGAUCUACAUUGCCAAGGAAGGCCUGACACGUUUUUGCACAGAGCCCUACCAGGAACCAAGCCAGAAGAACCUGAGCCAUGUGUUCAUGCACCUGACAAACUACUCCCUCAACGUCCACAGCGGAAACUUUGUCCACUCAGACAGCCAGAGCACGGGCAGCAAGCGCACUCUGUCCAGCGUGCUGUACAGGCUCGCAGCUAAAGGUGUAGACAUUAAGAAGGUGUGGUCAGACAUCAUCGCUCUAGUCAUCAAGACUUCCAUCGCCGUGGUGCCUGAACUUAGAGUCUACUACCAGGCUGAUAUACCACCCGGAAAACCAGGACCCACUUGCUUCCAGAUAUUAGGUUUUGACAUCCUACUGAUGAAGAACCUGAAGCCAGUAUUACUAGAGGUCAACUCCAACCCCAGUAUGAGAAUAGAACAUGAACAGGAGGUGGCACCAGGAGUUUUUGAAUACGUUCCUAGUCCGGUCGAUGAAGAGGUCAAAGUGGGUGUGAUCAGGGACACUCUACGCCUUAUGGACCCUAGCCACAGGAAGCCUUCAAUUUCCCAGCAGAGGGCUGGUGGGCUUGAACACGGGGAGGAGAUCCCCAUGGAGGCGGAGAUACAAGAGAGAGGCCCGGAUGAAGGAGCUCUGCCCUCGCUGUGUCUGAAGCAGGUCUACCCCAAGUACACCAAACAGUUCAACUACCUGCGGCUGGUGGAGAGAAUCGCAGCUCUGUUCAUACGCUUCCUCGGGGUCAAGGGUAACAUGCGUCUGGGCCCCACUGCCUUCCGAACCUUCAUCAGGACCUGUAAGCUGAGCAACAGUAACUUCUCCAUGGCUUCAGUAGACAUCCUCUACAUAGACAUUACACGUCGCUGGGCAGGAACGAUGCCUGACUCUAGAGAAGCAGGUAUGGGAGUACAAGCCUUUGUGGAAGCCUUUUUCUACCUGGCAGGUCGCAGGUUCAAAUCCCUGACGCUGAGGGAGCAGGUAGUGUCACUGCUGGAGCUGUGCGAGGCUCAGCUCGAGUCCCAGACGGGCGUGGAAGAGAGACGCUCGGUGAGCUGCAGCAGGGCAAUGCCGCGAGCCAUCAAGACUCAGACGCUGGGCCUCACCAACCCGCAGUUCAACUCUCCAGCUCCCCUGCGAAGGGCGUCCAGCCAGGACCACCGGCUGCAUCAAAGACUCAAGCCUCGCACACUCAGGGCCAACGUGGAGAACUGACGACAGAGGGCUCCAACUAGGCAUCCAACUCCCAAACACUGCCUUUAGCCUUCUCCACAGGAGCAGGGGAAUUAGGUGUCAGUCUCUUUUCUGCAGCUCCUGUAAGAGGAGGGGUUUGAUCGGAGCUGAGAGAAGGACUUGCUUGACCCCUGCUGGCUAACUUGCAGGAGGACUGUUCUCAGCCUGAUUGCUUUUUCUUCAGAGGAGGAAGAUAUCCGCAGGGGGGUUUUGGGGAAGAAAUAGAACACGGGAUGGAAGGAGGUCGGUGCAUUUCCUCCUCCCCUCCUAGUGUGGUCAUAUAUGAACAGUAUGGUCCCAUCAAGGGCGGAUAUGGCUGCUUUUAAAAUAUAUAUAUAUUGAUUCUACAGGGCAGCUACUUGCUUCCCUUCACCUUUCUCUGGCAACGCCUACACUAAAACAAACUUUCUUUUCAGGGAUAACAUUAGACGCUCCAGCUUCACAUUCAAUGCAGUUACACAUAAUUAAGUGGAUGUAAGGGAGUGUCCUUGGUGUGUAUUAUAUUCUUGAAUUUGCACAACAACUCUUUGAACUAUUACAUUUGCACAGAAAUGGAUGUGAGGGUGACUGAGCAUUUGUGUAGACAUAUUGUGUAUGUUUGAGUGCGUGUGUAUGUGUGUGUGUACUGUACUGUAUUUAUUUGUGUUUAGCUCAAUGGUGAAAGCCUAUUUACAGCCAGUGGCUCAGCUGUGCGUCCUAGCUCCGUGAGCCCAUUAGUGAUGAGUUAAGUGAAUAAGUGUUCAAAGGGAAAAGGCCACGCCGCCACUUAUCCUCUUUCAGUUCAGCAGCUAUUCCAGUCAGGCAGCCUUCAGACCUCCAGCGAACACGGUUUUUAGGAUGAUUACUUUGUAGCCACACAACUGCCAUUGGGAAUAAAUUAUUUCACAAGUAAUUGCAUGGCACAAAAUUUCACGUUUUAGUCAGAUGCAUUGUUUCUUAAAUACGAUUAAGAUAAAUUUUAUAUUAAAAUCUCAUCCAGCGUGUGAUGUGGCUACACACAAAAUGACUGCCAUUGGUGGAUGCCAACCAAAUAGAUCGUAGAUGGUUGCUGUUAUUUCAGAUUAUUCACACUACAGUUACUCACUCAGCAUUAAUAUUUGAAUUGUAUGUUUGCAUCUUUUACACCAAAAAUAUUGAAGGAAUUUGUCACAUGCAGGCUAAGGAUGAAGUGUGAUAUGUUGCACGAAAGAGCAGUCGAACUCAUUACUUACACAGCUGGGACGUGGGCAGCUGUUUCACACAGACAGUGAACUCAACAUUAUACACUACAUACUGUAGGAAUCACAAUUACUGCAGUAUGUGUUUAACAUGAAGUAGAUUUAUGAGGUUAUUAACAGUGAUUGAUCAUAAGAUUGAAAUGUAUUAAAUGCACUGCAAAAAUAAAGUAAUUUUACUCUUGGAA